Molecule: messenger RNA, 2530 nt
Organism: Triplophysa rosa
Lineage: Eukaryota; Metazoa; Chordata; Actinopteri; Cypriniformes; Nemacheilidae
Gene: dytn
Product: dystrotelin
Exons: 14
Biological process (GO): synaptic signaling
Cellular component (GO): plasma membrane
Molecular function (GO): zinc ion binding
Source: RefSeq, a predicted model, not a curated record
AUGCAGAGUUUAUCUAUUUCUUCCAUAUUAGGUCUGAAUGAGGUUCGUCCUGUGGUGUAUCGCGCUGCACUGAAGCUCCGCUCAUUACAGAAACUGUGUCAAAUGCACCUGGUGACACUGCAGCAUCUGCAUCCAGUUUUAAAUACUCUAAACAGAUCUGGAGAUCCAAUGGUUAGACUUUCUCAGGAGGAUGUACAACAGAGUCUUCAACGGUUAUUUCAGAACAUUUCAGAGGAACUAUCUGGUCAAGCCGUACGUGAAGCCACAGAUCAAACCACCAGACUCCUCUUUAAGCUGUUUGACAGAGAGCAGACUGGUGUUAUCCUGCUCCGGUCAGUGGAGGCGGCAUUGAUCGCUCUUUCUGGAGACACUCUUACAGCUAAACAUAGAGGUCUGUACCAUGUUUACUUACACAAUGAUUACAUUGGGAAUCAGGAUAGUGACAGUGGCACUAUCAGUCGAACUGGACUCAGAGUCUUGCUGGAUGACCUCAGUCAGGUUCCAGCAGCGGUUCAAGAGAACCAUGUGUUUGGUCAUGUUGAUACUGCAGUGGCCUCCUGUUUUAAUGGGGUAAUCGAUGUAAGUGUGACCGAAGAACAUUUUCUCAGCUGGCUACAGUCAGAACCUCGUCUGUUGUUGUGGCUCUCCACUCUUUACAGACUCUCAGUGAGUGAGACUGUACAUCAUAGAGUUCGCUGUCACACAUGUAAAGCAUUUCCCAUCACUGGCCUCAGGUAUCGCUGUCUGAAGUGUCUGAACACACAUCUCUGCCAGAGCUGCUUUUUAACCUAGAGAGGCAGCAAGAAGCACAAACCCUCCCAUCCCAUACUGGAAUACUGCACACAGCCGUCAUGGAAAGAGUCAGUGACAUCACUGGCCUCCAGUGCUCGACGUGCUUUGCUUCCUCGACAUCACACCCGGAGAGACGCAGAGAGGACACAGAGAGCUCUGAGAGCAGGAUCCAGCGCUGAGCUGCAAUACAUUGCACCUACUCCAGUUCAGCAGCCAGUAGAAGCUCCAGACACACCAGGAGGAUCUGAAUCAGGCGUGACCGCUGCCCCUGUUAAAGAAACGUCUAUUCUCCAAAAAGACCUCAGUGUUACCCAGAAAGCCAUGAGAGAGAUGCAGAGAGACAAGUGGCUCCUGGAGAAAGAGUUUCAGGUAUGGAGAGUUGCGGCCCAGUCAGAGCAUGAUUCACUGGGGGACAAAUGCACCGAGUUGAAGACCAUGGUGGAGGCGCUGAGCCAACAUAACCAACAUCUGGAGGAUGAACUAGACAGAGUCAGACAUGUGUUGAGUCUGAGGGACCGAAAUGAUCUCGCAAUCAAUUUGGAUUCUCAUGUAAAUCUUCCUCAACAAGAUGAUGACCACAUCAGUGAGAAUGAAUGGACCCCACCUCGUGACAUCUCCAGUGAAAAGGAAGAGCUUGAAGACGAGAGAAAUGGCCAUUGGGAACACGUAAUAGAUCUGGGAAGUAAAGAAGUGAAGCAGGGGACUGUUUAUGCGGUAUCGGAAGACAUCUGCACAAAUCUGGAUGACACAGACAGCGUCUUGAUGCAGGAACUGCAUACGGUUACUGAGGAGGUAGAGGGGGAGGGGCUAGAGGAGGAGCUAUUGCAUGAACGACAGGAUCUUUCUGUACAUCAGCCAGGAAUCUAUGCUUUUGCACUGAAAGAACAUUCUGUCUCAGAUGACUCAGACACAGAAGAGGAACUCUGUGAACUUGUACAGCGACUGAGAAAUGAGCUCUCUUUGUGCACACCCACAGGAUCUGUCUGUAUGGAGAAAGAGAUGCUGAUGAUGGCAGCAGAGGGAAUCAGAGACUCUGUUUCUCAUCUAGUCGCCUCAGUUUCCGAUAGCUUGGCAUAAAGGCAACCGAUAACAUUGCAAAAUCCCAAAUUCCCAUACAUUGGGCAACCAUUAAAAUCUAAAAUUCAUUUUAGUUCAUAAAAAUAGAAAAUGUUGAAAACAUUUUAUUUAUCUUAUAAGCAUAUCAUUUUAGGAUUUCAUGUUAACGAACAUUAUUUAAAGGUUGUUGGUUUUAAUAUACAUAUUAUUUCUAUCUAAAUUCUAUAUUCACAAGUGCAGAUUUAUGAAUGGCAAGCUUUUGUUUACAACACUUGAAAAGGAGAUUAAAAUGUGCAUAGAUGUAAUGUCUAAAUCUAAAAACAAUAAAGCCGUCAAAACAACAUUUGUAUUUUAAAUAAAUGUAUAUCUGUUUGUAACUGUUUAAUUUGUAACCUCUCUUUGUUCUUUCGUGUUUUUUUCAUUUUUGAUGGUGCUUUUUGUUUUGUUGAUAAAUUUUUAAUAUAAAUAAAUAAAUAAUAGUUUUUGCUAUAUAUUUUGUAUUGAAUUAUUAGUGCAAAUAAAGGUUAAAAAAUUACGUUCAUAAAAAUUGUAAAUGCUUACAGCAGACUAUUGAUGUUUGACCAACUCAUGAUAAUUUAAUGAAAUCUUAAAAAAAUUCUUUUUUUCCAAAAUGUGUAUGAUUUUACAAUGUUUAACAGCAUAGCAUGUUCUGAACUGGCAA